AUGUCGUCGCAUCAUGAUGACGAGAAUGUUCACUACUCAGAGAAGGUAGGCACUGCCGAGCAGCAGAAGCAUGCUACCAGGACUUACACUUACAAGAGCUGUCGCCGAGGUGGUAAGGAUGAUGAAAGCUCUCGGAAAUCUGAAAGCAAAAUUCGCAUUCAAGUUCGAAAUGUCUCCUGGAGCCCAAUAAGAGCGUCUUUAGUUAGGGAGUUAAUCGGGAAAAUUUAUGAUAAAGACGAAGCACGGUCGAGAUUCGGUCAUAAUAAUGCGAGCCAUACCAUCAAGUGGACAGUGGAUCAGAGAAAUCAUGUAGCACAACUCUAUACAUACGAUGUUUACGCAGAAGGGCCACCUGGAGAUUUCAAACACCCCCAAGGAAUAUGGAUGCAAUAUAACACUUUGCUCGGCUCUGGCUAUGUCUUGAACACAACAGAUAAUCCAAAUGCUCGAGAAGACAUUUUGAAUAAGGCGAGAGAGCAUUUCGUACACAGAAGGCCUCAUCCCAAGACUAUAGAAGGAGACUGGACAUAUGUUGAAGAAGAAAACGGAGAGAAAUACAAGCUUUAUGAACGUAAAGAUGAGGAACGUAAACAUGAUGAACGUGUAAACCCCCAUCAUUGGACUACAGCUAGAGCUGAAGUUGAUCUGCCUUGGCUUGCUAGCGCUAGAACCGAGAUAAUCAAGAGAAGUGUUACUUCACCAUAUCAAUUCGGAGAACACAAACUGCAAGUCCUCAACGAUUGCGAGGUAGAAUUGGAUGUGGCGACCUUGGAGAAAUCAUUGGUCGACUAUUUCUCAAUUGACCCUCAUGCAAAAAAGUGGGCCUAUUUGCGAAUAACAGAAGAGAGGAAUAGAAAUGGAAGAAACAACUUUUCCAUUUCAAGAUAUCAUCCAAAGGAUCAGAAAAAGCCGUACCACACGUCGAGCAACAAGAAAGUUUGGAUUACCAACAAUACCACUGGCCAAAGCUACCAAACGGUACAUAGGCGACUCGAUACAACCAGCAGAUUCAGGGCAACUGUACAUAACGAAAGUCACUGGAAACUUGAUUGGAAUGAGAAGGGUCGGCUUGUCCUUAAGGAAAUCAGUAAUGGCAAGUCAAAGGGAGAUGAACCUUCCCGAUCCCGCUCCAACUACGAGGGAGAGGAGAGUGUUUAUCAAUCUAGCAACGAAUAUCAAAGGGGUACAAGGCCCGAGUCUCACUCUACUUAUAGACGUUCUCCUAGUAUCAGCAGUCGUGGCGGCAGUAAUCAGGAAAGAGCCACCGAUGACCGGCACAGGGAAUAUCGACCUCGUAGUAACAAAAGCUUCGCACUCUCCGAAUACGAGCGAGAUACUAGAAAUUUCCCAGGCUUCCUCCCCCGUCGCAAAAAAUACAGAGUUGCUACCUUGGACUCGAGCUCCGGCGUUGAAUUAGAUGUCUCGGGACGAGCUACCUCCUUUUACCAACCUUCUUUAACAGCCGGUAGUGGGAGUUCAAUCUCAAGUAUACAUACACAUUCACGUGCACCGACACAAGCAGAAGAGCCGAAAGAAAGAGACCGAAAAUCCUCAAGAUUUAACAAGGUAAGGGAAGCUUUCAGCUCAGAGUACAGACAGGAGAGACCACGCAAGGGGAACCACAAGAGUCGCGAAAGGUUGGAAGAGAAACAGAUAAAAAUACAGGAGCGGGAAGAGAAGAAGCGGAAAGAUAAAAGAGAGAAGAAGGAGGAGCGGGAAAAGGCAAAGCGGGAAAAGGAACGGGGGAAGGAAAGCAGGCAGAGGAAUAAUAGUGCAGAUUCUCCGGAUUGGGAAUGGAAUUAUGGACAUAGAGAGAGGGCUAGGGAACCCUCGGCUCGUAGGAAGGUGAAGCUUGAGGUCACUUUCCAAAAAGUGGAUGGAAGAAGUAGGAGGAGUAAUGGGUGGGUAUUUUGA
Molecule: messenger RNA, 1914 nt
Organism: Botrytis porri
Lineage: Eukaryota; Fungi; Ascomycota; Leotiomycetes; Helotiales; Sclerotiniaceae
Exons: 7
Coding region: 1-1914 (637 amino acids)
Source: RefSeq, a predicted model, not a curated record